AGGCGCAGCCUGGUAGGUUGUUAGCAGGUGGAAGAGUGGGGUGAACUCUGCGUGGAUGUGACAUUCGGGACGAGGUUGUUUCUAUCUGGCUCUUUAAAAACAGACUUUUCUGGCUCGAAACAAAAUGAAUAAAUCAACACUGCUGCGGUUUCCUCUCUACCAGCUUCUUAAGAACGUUAGGAAGCCUUCUUGGAGAAACUUCUGCUGGAAAUCUAGCAGUGGCUUUACUUUUCCAUAUGGACAGCGAGUUAAUUCCCCACAGUCCUUUUUUUCAUGGGGGAGGAUGUUUUCAAAAGGGGUGAGAUCUGGACUGGGGUGUCCAGCAGCAGCAGAACAGCAAACACCUGAGCUCUCUGCCAAGGAGCAAAGACUUCUGAGCAAGUUGUACACUGGACUGAUCCAAGGACACAGGGCCUGUCUGGCGGAAGCCAUUACACUCAUAGAAUCAACCCAUAAGAGGAAAAAAGAAGUUGCUCGUCUUCUUCAGAAGGUAUUAUCCCACCACGAGAACAAGAAACAGUUAAAUAAAGGAAAGCCACUAGCCUUUAGAGUGGGAUUAUCUGGCCCCCCUGGUGCUGGAAAAUCAACGUUCAUUGAAUGUUUGGGGAAAAUGCUGACUGAAAGAAGACACAAAGUAUCUGUCUUGGCAGUGGAUCCUUCCUCUAGUACUACUGGUGGCUCCCUCUUGGGUGAUAAAACACGAAUGACUGAGUUGUCAAGAGAUCUGAAUGCCUACAUCAGACCAUCUCCAACCAGAGGAACAUUGGGCGGAGUAACACGGACUACAAAUGAAGCCAUUUUGCUGUGUGAAGGAGGAGGUUAUGAUAUUGUUCUUGUUGAAACAGUAGGAGUGGGUCAGUCAGAGUUUGCAGUUGCCGAUAUGGUGGAUAUGUUUGUAUUGCUGCUGCCACCAGCAGGAGGUGAUGAGUUACAGGGUAUCAAGCGAGGAAUCAUUGAAAUGGCAGAUCUUGUUGUUAUAACCAAAGCAGAUGGAGACCUCAUUGUGCCAGCACGGAGGAUUCAAGCAGAAUAUGUUAGUGCUUUAAAAUUGCUUCAUAAACGCUCAAAAGUUUGGAGACCAAAGGUAAUGCGCAUCUCUGCCAAAACCGGAGAAGGCAUUUCGGAUGUAUGGGAUAAGAUGACAGAAUUCCAAGAGCUCAUGCUUAGAAGUGAUGAGUUGCUUGCCAAACGCAGGAGGCAGCAAAAAGUGUGGAUGUGGAAUGUAAUCCAAGAAAGCAUGCUGGACCAUUUCCGGCAACACUCAGAAGUGAAGGAUCAAAUUCCUCUCCUGGAAGACAAGGUUGUUGAUGGGAUCCUAACUCCUGGGCUAGCUGCAGACCUCCUGCUCAGGGCUUUUAAAGAGAAACCCUGAUUCUUUUCUGUACAUGGCCUGAUGAUAUGAAAUAAAUGAUAUAAAUGUAUAUAGCAUUUUUUAAAAAAUGUCUGAGCUGUGAACUUCUUUAUUAUUAAAUUUCUACCUGUACAUUUCCAGCAAUGCCUGCCUUGAUUUGCAAACAAUGAUUAACAAUAAUAACUUACACCUCACGAUAUUAGAGCGGCUAUUGUGACCCGAUAUAAAAUGCCAGCUUAUAAAAACAAGCUUUCAAAUUGCCUGGGAAGUGGCAUAAAGGCAAAGGCCAUUAAUCAGAGAGAGAAUUUGAUAGCAUUGCAGCUGCCACAGGUUAAAUCCUGGAUCCAGCUGAUUUUUGUGGGCCUCCUUCCUGACCGUCAUCCCAUAGAGCUUAGCUCAGGAGAGGUGUCAAACUGGUGGCCCAUGGCCGGAUGCGUAAUGCCCAGGCCUCAAAGGGAAAAAAACAUUACAACAAUGUGACACUGGGAGUUUGACACACAUGCCUCAGCUGAUGAGCAGAAGCUCCUUAUUUGUCAUGUAGGAUAGGUAGACAAGUCCUGAAUUGUGUGGGGUUUUCUGUGGAGAAGAGCUUGUAGCCCAUGGUGUCACUGGCUUAAAUAAGGAAUAUCUCUCAAAAGCCUGACCUCUGUAUCCUGUAUUUACUACGCUUCCAACUUCCUUUCAGAGGCUUCCCAUAUAAGGCACAUUAUGUGGGAAGUAACCGUUAGUAUGGCUCCACAGUUGGGUCAGCACUAUUCAAGAAGCAAUGAAAGUAAUAAAUUUGCUUCAGCUGGUAAAAGGCAUCCCUCACCAUCGCAGUCACCUGUUGUUUUCUGUCCCUGAAUUAGCUUACCUUAACUGAUAACAAUUUAUUGUUUUAGAAUAUUUAUCUUUAGUAUUUUAAUGUUUUCAUGCUGUAAGCUACCCAGAUUGUUUCGAUACAAGAUAGGCAGCAAAUAAAUAAUAAAAUAAAAUGAAUCUAUACAAGGCCAGCAUAUUUAGGGACAUGUAUAGGAAGGGGCAGUGAUUCAAAUAAUUUAACAACCGGUUGGUUCUCUGCCCUAAUGAUUUCUUCCAACAACCAGUUCACCAAACUGCUCAGAAAGUUAACAACCGUUCUCCCAUGUGGUGUGAACUGGCUGAAGACCACCACUGGGAAUGGGGUAAUUACAAUGUGCUAGUGCGAAAAUGAGGAAUUGCAGUUUCAGUUUCUAUUUAAUCUGCAGAGAACUCUAGCAAUAUAUUAAGAUGCAUUGCAUGCGGAAUUGAACUGACUUGUAUAUGAGUCCUUAACUAAUUUUAUUCUACAGCAUCACUAAAUUACUGGAAGUUAAAGAUGGUUGAAAUCUUCCCUAUGCAACAUUAAAAAAAAUUGCAAUUGCCACAUUAUUGUACAACUGAAUUAGACCAAGAAUAUCUUAGUCAUGACAUAUAAGUUGUAAGUUGUACAUCUAAGAUGAUGAAGCAUAAUUAUCUAUGCAUCACGUGGUAUGGAUCUAUGGAGUUGCGCAUAUGCUUUAUACAUAUGUUUGUCAUGUUAAACUCUGUAUGCAGAAUGACUUCUGAUUGUGAAAGCAUGCAUUUUAUUUGACAUUGAGGUCUCCAUCGUCUGCAAGAAUUCAAAGAAGAGAUCACACAGACCAUGAUAGGUUUAACAACAGAAAUUAGAAAUAUGAUCAUAUUAUAUAGAUAUAUAUGUGCUGGUCCUCAGUCUUAUAAUCCUAUUGCAGGCUAUGUGUAAUAUAUUUGAAAUACUAGUGGAUAAGUUUCAAAACAGUAAUUGAAGCUAAUUUAAAAAACCAAACCUAAUGAUACAAAUAUAUGGAAAAUCAUCCACAGAGUUAUCAGGGACACUUUAAAUCUCACAACACUGUUGUCGCUACUUCUUAAUUGUAUUUAGUAGAUUCUACAAUCUGAUUUUUCGGUACAAAUUUAGCAGCUUGAGAGAACUACCACACUUUGGCAGCAUUAUUGUUACUCUUAUUGCUCUUAUUAGGAAGUUUCUCCCUGUAUAUCUAAUCUACACUGCUCCUUUGUAAUGAAUUCCUUCCUGUAAUACAGUUGAGUGCCCUUUAAUAUGCAUAGCCCUUCUGCAUAUUGCUUCCUUUCUCUGUAUUGCGGGCAUCUACUCUACUGUUCUUUCUAAAUGGUUAUGUAGUAAAUAGAUAUUUCUCCUGCUUUGCAUGUUUUUAUGCAUUUAAUAUGCUUUGCUAAAUAAUACUUAGCUAAAUAAAAUUAAAUAGAAUACAUUUUCAGAUUUAAAAAGUGAUACAAAUAUUGCUUGGGAAUGUUUCAUUUUUAAUUUUAAAAUAAUGUUAGGGCAAUUUUAUUGCUGAUCAUUCUCUUGUACAUAGAAGUAAUAGAAUCAAGUAAUUAGAAUAAGGGACACAUUGGCUCAGUGGCUAAGACAUUGAGGCUUGGUCGAUCAGAAAGGUCAAAUCCCUACCGUCAUGUA
This is a messenger RNA of Thamnophis elegans (Western terrestrial garter snake), 3806 nucleotides long. It is a transcript of the gene MMAA, whose product is annotated as metabolism of cobalamin associated A. Gene Ontology annotation, molecular function: GTPase activity; ATP hydrolysis activity; GTP binding. Lineage: Eukaryota; Metazoa; Chordata; Lepidosauria; Squamata; Natricidae. The record is from RefSeq and is a predicted model, not a curated record. Gene Ontology annotation, cellular component: cytoplasm.